Selaginella moellendorffii is the source of this 1581-nucleotide messenger RNA. Its product is annotated as metal tolerance protein 2. The record is from RefSeq and is a predicted model, not a curated record. Gene Ontology annotation, cellular component: membrane. The coding region runs from base 17 to 1495 and encodes 492 amino acids. Gene Ontology annotation, molecular function: monoatomic cation transmembrane transporter activity. NCBI's taxonomy places the organism in Eukaryota, Viridiplantae, Streptophyta, Lycopodiopsida, Selaginellales, Selaginellaceae. Gene Ontology annotation, biological process: monoatomic cation transport; transmembrane transport. The transcript is spliced from 12 exons.
GGUUUAUGGAUUAGGUAUGUCGCCUCUCUGCAGAAGGAAGCUCCGGCUGCCGAUCGCGCGGUUGCGGCCCCUGGAUUUCAUCUUCAAGGCGGACAGGGACGAUUCUGAUGGCGGCAUUUCUCUUGCUCCGGCCGGCGCGAGGACGCAUAUGGGCCACGCGCAUCAUCAUCACCACAAGGGCGCGGCUGUGGGCGAUGCCAGAAGCAAAGCAGGGGAGCACAUUGCUCGAAUUGGCCUGUUAGCUGAUUCCUCCCUCGCAGUGCUCAAGGGCUCCGCUGGAUAUCUCUCUGGAAGCACUGCGCUUGUGGCCGAUGCCGCGCAUUCCUUCUCGGACAUUGUUCUCAGCGCUGUGGCGCUACUGUCCAUAAAAGCUGGAAGAAUUCCCAGAGACAAGGAGCAUCCUUACGGUCAUGGAAAAUUUGAGACGCUUGGUGCGCUGGGAAUCUCUGGGAUGCUUCUUCUCACCGGUUGUGGCAUUGCUUGGCAUGCAGUCGAAGUGAUACAGUCUGUUCUGUCCACUGCUGAUAUGACCACCGGUUUGGACUUUUUGAGCAAGAAUUCUUCCGAUCACCAUGAGGACGAUCACGGUUCCUCUGGCCAUCACCACCACGGACUGGACUCGGAGCACUUGCAACUGGCUUUGAGUGCUGCUGUGACGUCAAUCGGUGUGAAAGAAGGACUCUACUGGGCAACUAAAAGAGUUGGCGAGACUCAAGGGAGUCAACUUCUAAAAGCCAAUGCUUGGCACCACCGAAGUGACGCGAUCUCGUCCAUUGUUGCUCUCAUAGGAGUCGGUGGAACUAUGAUUGGAGUACCAUGGCUGGAUCCUGCUGCCGGGAUAGUUGUCUCCGGUAUGAUCGUGAAAGCUGGAAUCGGAACUGGAUAUCACAGUCUCCAGGAACUAGUGGAUAAAGGAGUUUCAGAGUCAGUUCUGGCACCCAUUCGAGAAAGCGUGUUGCAAGUCGAGGGCGUCCAGAACUGCCAUGAUCUAAGAGGGCGACGUGCCGGUUCUUAUGUCUACAUUGAUGCUCACAUUGAGGUAGACCCUUGGCUAAGUGUCAGUGCAGCACACAACAUUGGUGAAGCCGUGCGGCGUCGUAUCCACGAGUAUCAUCCGGAGGUCGCAGAGAGUUACGUCCACAUUGAUCCUGCAAAAGACUGGAAAGUGGAUGAAGCUGAAGAUGAAGAAGCUGCCUCGGCUCAAGAAACGUCGACGGUAGCAGAGAGCGAUGCAAAUGAUAAAUGCUCACGUUUGCAGCCAUCUGUGGAGAAAGACAUACGUAAUGUCUUGUCAUCCAAGUUUCAGGAUGUGACCCUCAAACAUGUUACUUGCCAUUUUCUCAAAGGGAGAGUGGUGGCACAGGUGGAAGUCUCCAUGACACCCGAUAUGCUCAUCAGGGAUGCUGUCCAGAGAGCCAAAGACAUCGAGCACGAGAUCGUGUCUCAAGUUCCGGACGUGUCAACAGUGAAAAUGCAACUGACGCUUAAAGACUGAAUAAGCAUGCAUCUCUAUUUUGUUGAUCAAAACUUGUGUUUCUAGAUAGUGGAAUUUGCGAGGAAAGGCUGUAUGGAUCCUUACAA